Molecule: messenger RNA, 999 nt
Organism: Candidozyma duobushaemuli
Lineage: Eukaryota; Fungi; Ascomycota; Pichiomycetes; Serinales; Metschnikowiaceae
Gene: TRR1
Product: thioredoxin-disulfide reductase
Exons: 1
Coding region: 1-999 (332 amino acids)
Biological process (GO): removal of superoxide radicals
Cellular component (GO): cytoplasm
Molecular function (GO): thioredoxin-disulfide reductase (NADPH) activity
Source: RefSeq, a predicted model, not a curated record
AUGAGUAUCACGUCCAACAUUAGAAUAUUUAGAAGAAUGGUCCACCACAAGGUUACUAUCAUCGGCUCCGGCCCUGCUGCUCACACUGCUGCCAUUUACUUGUCUCGUGCCGAGGUCAAGCCCACUUUGUACGAGGGUAUGUUGGCCAACGGUAUUGCUGCUGGCGGUCAGUUGACUACCACCACCGACAUUGAGAACUUCCCCGGUUUCCCCAAGGGUAUUUCCGGUACCGGCUUGAUGGAGGCCAUGAGAGAGCAGUCCGAGAGAUUCGGCACUGAGAUCAUCACCGAGACCAUCUCCAAGGUCGACUUGGCCCAGAGACCAUUCAAGUUGUGGACUGAGUGGAACGAGGACGCUGAGCCAAUCACCACCGAUGCUGUUAUCAUCGCCACCGGUGCCUCUGCCAAGAGAAUGCACAUUCCUGGUGAGGACAAGUACUGGCAGCAGGGUAUUUCUGCCUGUGCUGUCUGUGACGGUGCUGUGCCACUUUUCAGAAACAAGCCUUUGGCUGUCGUGGGUGGUGGUGACUCUGCCUGUGAGGAGGCUUUGUUCUUGACCAAGUACGCCUCUAAGGUGUACCUCCUCGUCAGAAGAGACGUCUUGAGAGCUUCUACCAUCAUGCAAAGGAGAGCUCAGAAGAACGAGAAGAUUGAGAUCUUGUGGAACACCUCCGCCACUGAGGCCAAGGGUGACGGCAAGGUCUUGACCUCUCUUGACAUUGUCAACAACAAGACCAACGAGAAGUCCGAGCUCCCCGUUAACGGUUUGUUCUACGCCAUUGGUCACAUUCCUGCCACCUCCGUCUUUGCUGACCAGCUCGAUACCGACGACACUGGCUACAUCAAGACGGAGCCUGGUACCGCCAACACCUCCAAGCCUUUUGUUUUCGCUGCUGGUGACGUCCAGGACAAGAAGUACAGACAAGCCGUUACUUCUGCUGGUACCGGCUGUAUGGCUGCUCUUGACUGCAUUGCCAAGCUUGAAGAGGAGGAGGCCUAA